Hemibagrus wyckioides is the source of this 2051-nucleotide messenger RNA. It is a transcript of the gene srpx2, whose product is annotated as sushi-repeat containing protein X-linked 2. The record is from RefSeq and is a predicted model, not a curated record. Bases 189 to 1574 code for a protein of 461 amino acids. The transcript has 10 exons. Lineage: Eukaryota; Metazoa; Chordata; Actinopteri; Siluriformes; Bagridae.
CGCUUUGUUUGCUGAUUCGAUUCUUCCAAACAAACCCGUGGUGGUGAAACAGAUUUAAUGCCCAUCACUGUCAUCCCGCAUUGCCAUUCUUUUCAAGCAAGGGUCUCCACUUCAUCCCGAGAACCUUUCAGCCUUUUUUUCCGGGAGUGGUAAGUUUCCUUCUCACUGAUUACCACCAACGAGAGGAUAUGAAGAAUUUCCUCGCUUUUCUGCUUUUGGAAUUGUUUACGGUUUAUCAUGCUCUGGGACUCAGCCAUGAAGGCUCAGGGGCCAUUUAUCCCAACAGCAACAAUGAGGUGGUGCAUGAGGAAACAUAUUACACUCCAGAGGUGGACUAUACGUAUCCUCAGUGGUGUCAAACAUUUAAAUUACACAAUGGGCACAUCAAAUGUUCCUCCCCACGAGGUGGGAACCAUCGGAACACAUUAGGCACACGGUGUUCAGUGUCCUGUGAACGGGGAUACAAACUUUUGGGGCAAUCGUCUGUACACUGCAUGGGCAGCCGCCGCUGGUCAGGAACUGCUUUCUGCAGGAUUGUGCGUUGCCAUGUGCUUCCUUACAUCCAGCAUGGUACAUACAGCUGCAGCAGGGGCUUUUUGGUUCACUCCAGGUGUGACUACUCCUGCGUUCAAGGCUACCAGAUUGAAGGGGAUCGUUAUCGUGUGUGCCAGGAAGGCAGAAGCUGGAGCGGUGCAGAGCCCACAUGUGCAGAUCAUGACCCCCCCAAACUGAAAUGUCCUUUAUCCAGAGUGAAGGUAGCAGAACCAGGAAAACUGACUGCCACAGUGUCCUGGGAGCGUCCCACUGCGACUGAUACGGCUGACACAUCACUGCAGAUUUUAAGAAAUGGACCAGAAUCUGGUUCAGAAUUUAGUGAGGGGCAGUAUGUAAUUCGCUACAAAGUCUAUGACCAGGCCCGGAACAUGGCCACCUGCAAGUUUACAGUGCAUGUUGAAGUCAAGAGAUGUCCUGUGCUAAAGCCCCCAUUGCAUGGAUUCCUGAGCUGCUCAUCUGACAACAAUAAUUAUGGAGCUGUGUGCGAGUAUCACUGUGAUCCUGGUUAUGAGAGGAGUGGCAUCACCACCCGUGUCUGCCUGUUGAACCGCAGCUGGUCGGAUCAAGCUGCAGAGUGCACAAUGAUGGAGAUUAAAACUGAUGUGAGGUCUGCUGGUGCAUUACUCGACCAGUUCUAUGAGAAGAGAAGACUCCUCAUUGUAUCCACUCCAAGUCCAAGUGAUCAGUACUUCAAGCUUCAGAACAUCAUGCUGCAGAGAGCUGCAUGUGGCCUGGAUCUUCGACAUGUGACGGUGAUUGAAUUGAUAGGAAUUCCACCUCAAGAAGUGGGCCGAAUUAAAGAACAACAACUAGAGCCAGAGGUCAUUGAGGGUCUCAGACAGGCUCUACAAAUCACUAGCUCCUACUUCAACAUGGUGCUGCUCGAUGAACUUGGCGUGGACCGAGAACGUUUCAUUAACCCCACCACAUCAGAUGAACUCUACACUUACAUUGAGGAGUAUCUUCUCACGGAGGAGGAGCGAGAGAGGCUGCAGCUAAACAGAGACCUUUGUGACUGAGCCAGAAACGAUCAACACUUCUGGGGGUCAAGAACAGCAAAGCUGUGCUUUGUGAGGAUUCUACAAUCUAAAUUUAGAUGGUUUUGCUGUCACAACCAUUACAGAUGUCUAUAUUGUUCUGUGUAUUAAAAUACCAGCCUUCAGGUCCUUUUUAUGUGUUGUGCUUUUAGGCAUAAAUCUAUUUCAUAAUCUCCAGUAUUUUGUACAUAUCACAGCUAACAGGAAGAGUGCAAAAUAUUAUAUAAUAUUUAUUAAGAGAAUUGUAUAUGACUUUUAAAAGCUGUGCACCGUUGGACCUACAGUAACUGAGCUUAAAUAAUUCCAGCUUUGUGUACACAUUUUUAGAAUUAUGCAGCUGUACUCAUGUCAGCAAAGAUUAAGAUUUGUGCAUCAUUUUUGCUCCAGCAUUUUUAAAAACAUUUAACAAUAUUAAAAUGUUUAAACAAAAAAAAAAAGAAAUAAAUGCACUGAAUUGCA